AUGAAACUGCUGUUGUUACCGCUCGCGAUUGCCUUCAUCGCCACCUGCUCGACACUUGUUCGGGCUGGGAAGGUAUCUGUGCUGGUGAAGGGUGGGAAGGUCAAAGACAGAGACGGCUGGCCACGUGGGGAAAGCGACCCCGUGGUGGAAGUGAGGGUGCCUGGUUAUGCAGGCUGGAUGCACACGACUGAAGAUGAGGACGACAACUCUCCUGCAUGGCAUGAGACGCUUGAGUUCCCCAACACGGACAUCCCAUCAACGUUCUCGGUGGAGCUUCACGCUUUCGAUCUGGACGGCUUUUUGUAUGUCAACGAAUGGGGCGACACGGAUGAUCUUGGCCGUGACACGGACAGCUUCACGUUCGAUGGAUGCGACCCGGUUUCCCGCGACCACCGCUUCGACCUUGACGGUGACAACAAAUACAUCGACGUCACCAUCAACUACACACCAACCGACCUGUGCCUGAGCAACAACGGUGACUGCGGCCCAGCACAAUCGACCUCGUGCACGUGUGUGCGCGAUGAAGAAGUGCAAUGCCAGUGUUUGGACGGAUUCAAGUCUGACACGGGAAAGGACUGCUUUCCCAUCGACCCCUGCCAAACGUCAACCUUUGGUGGAUGCGACAAGCAGCACGGAGUGUGCACGUAUCUUGGCCCUGGCGAGAGCAAGUGCGCGUGCAAGGGCGGGUACCGGUUUGCGAGCACGAGUGACCAUUCGAACUGCGACCCAAUCAACCCCUGCGAGGAUGUUCCAGGCCGUUGUGGCGAAAACUCCCUCUGCGUGUAUGAUGGUCCAGACAAGUUUCACUGCACGUGUGUUGAGGGUUACGAGUCUGCCAACGCCGAGAACACGGACUGCCGGCCCAUCAACCCGUGCGAGAAGGAGGGCUACGGCGGCUGUGAUGCAAACACGCAGCUGUGUCGCUUCAUGGGUCCUAACACGAACGAGUGCGAUUGCAAGCCCGGGUUUGACGGAGCGGACGGCGGCAGCUGCGAUGUUGUCAACCCGUGCGAGGACACGCCCACGCUUUGCGGCGACAACUCCACGUGCAUCUACACAGGACCCGGCACGUCUCGGUGCGAGUGCCUGCCGGGCUACCACGCACCGCACAACCCCAACAACACAGAUUGCCAGCCCGUGAACCCAUGCGUCACACACGAUGGCACUCCAACAGAUAUUUGUGGCGUUCACUCAACUUGCUCCUUCACAGGUCCUGGGCAGCACGAGUGCACGUGUGACGAUGGCUAUGAGUCCUCAACAGGGGCGGCGUGUACGCCCAUCAACCCGUGUGAGACGGACAACGGCGGGUGCAUCUUCGCCACGUGCGUGUACAGGGGACCGGGGCAGCACACAUGUGAAUGCCUGCCCGGAUACGACAAGCUCUCACCAAACAGCGUGGAGUGCACGCCAAUCAACCCGUGUAAGGAAGACAACGGCCAGUGUGGACCUGCAUCAACAACGCUGUGCAUCCACACUGGGCCCGAGAUGCGAAACUGCACGUGCCACGAAGGGUACACGUCCACCACGGGGCGCAACUGCUUCCCCAUCAACCCAUGCGUCACCGACAACGGCGGCUGCGGGUUUGAAAACUCAACCAGGUGCCUGUUUGACGGCCCUGACCUGGCUUCGUGUGUGUGCCGGUCUGGCUUUGCCGGCGAUCCACCGAACACGCCGUGCGAGCCCGUGGACCCGUGCUCGAUCGACAACGUGUGCGGGGCAAACGCGGAGUGCACCCGCACAGGGCUGCACACGUACAACUGCAGCUGCAUCGCCGGUCACGUGAGCGACAACGGCGGCCGCAACUGUACGCCCUCGUCCUCCUUCCUGGCAUCAACAGGAAGCAUGACUACAACCCUCGACCCGGCUGCGAGCCAGUCCACCGCCACCAGCAUCUCCGCUGCCACAUGGGGCGGCAUUGCUGCUGGCGCCGUUGUCCUGGUCGUCAUCAUCGUCGUCGUUGUGCUGGCCGUGCGGCGGUCCCAUGACAGGAAGGUGCUUGAUCGCCACGCGUCUGGGCCCUCCACAUCUGUUGUCAACCCCGUGUACCAGGGCCCGCCGGCCAUGGCGCCGGUGCAGCCGGAGUACUCUGCACUCGACGAAUCAGGGCGGGGGCGGUCGUAUUCCGCGCACGCGGCAGACCCGAUGGUGUACAGCCACCUCUCUCGCAACGGCAGCGGCAGUGGCAGCGCAACCAUCGUCGGUGUGCCCACGUAUGCCUCGCCAACCGUGCAGCUGAAUGAUGAGAGCGAUGCAUACGACGUUCCACGGAAGGAGCCCGCCAACGCGGCGCGUGCCGGGCGCCUCGCUGCCAACUCUGGAUACGCGGAGCCCCCUCCACGCCGUUUGCUGGCCAACACGGCGUAUGAGGACCACACGCUCUCCAGGCACGCAGAUGCAUGA
Molecule: messenger RNA, 2400 nt
Organism: Salpingoeca rosetta
Lineage: Eukaryota; Choanoflagellata; Craspedida; Salpingoecidae
Exons: 13
Coding region: 1-2400 (799 amino acids)
Source: RefSeq, a predicted model, not a curated record